CAAUACCUGCUACUUCUCUCCUCUCCGAUCCUCCUAGACUGGAUCAAUUCCUACCUAGCUCUCUCUCUAGAUCGAUGCCCAAAACACAUGGUAAUUAAUCGAGCUAGCAUUGCGACCUAGAGAGAGAAAGGUUACUUGCAUCUGUUCAUCUCUGUGCUGUGCUUCUAUCAAUCUCCUGUCGCUGUUGCUGGGCUUGAUUGAUCCUUUGAAGAGGUCUACCUUUUUGUUUGCUCUCGAGUCUCGUCUCGAUCUCGAUCUCGACCUCGACCUCCAUCUACUGGUCAAUAGACAGCACCUGUCGAAAUCAUAUAGCUCAUCGCGCCAGUUCUUUCUGUUGUGCAUUACAAUCGUCUUUAAUUCCUCUUGUUUUCCUACAAGUAACCCUCUUUGAUCAAACCUAAUCUCUUGCCCGGAUCUUCUUUUCGACAUCAGUCUCCCUCGUCCCUACCAAUUUCUUGCAAGUUCGUUGGCGAUCGCAUUAAAGAAUCGUUCUUUGCGUCGCGCCACCUCCAUAACGGCAUCAGCUAGCGCGCGUGAGCCAUGCAGACUCUAUAGCAUCCAUCCAUCGAUCGAUCCGUCGCGCCAGCGUGCUGUGCUAGUCGGCAGAUCGAUCGGUGCAUCGCUGGUGGUGUUGCGCCGGCGGUAGAGCACCAUGCACGCCAACGGCCGCGGCGAGCAAUACUCGCCGACGUCGACCAAGUCGCCUUCCCCGCGCGGCGGCGGCGGCGAGCAUUACUCCCCGUCGGCCAAGACCCCGCGCGGCGGCGCGGCAUCCCCCAAGCUGCCGAGAAGCGCCGCCUGGCUAGUCGACAGCAAGUGGGCGCUGUCGGCGGCGCUCAGCCUCCUGCUGUUCCUCGCCGUCGCCCUCGCCGUGACGACCUUCUCCUCGUCCUCAUCGUCCUACAUCUCGGCGUCGUCCUUCUUCUCCUUCCUCCCGGCCAACCGCGCCGACUUUGUGGAGGCGCGCCUCCAGGAGCCUACGAAGACGUCCCAGUCGCCGCCCCCCGGCGCCGGCGUGCCGCGCCUGGCGUACCUGAUCUCGGGUUCCAAGGGCGACCUGGACCGUCUGUGGCGCGCGCUGCACGCGCUGUACCACCCGCGCAACCAGUACGUGUUGCACCUGGACCGCGAGGCCCCCGUGGCGGAGCGGCUGGAGCUGGCGGCGCGGGUGUCGAACAGCACCGUGCUCCGGCGCGCCGGGAACGUGCACGUGAUCCGGCGCGCCAACAUGGUGACGUACCGGGGCCCGACGAUGGUGGCCAACACGCUGCACGCCUGCGCCGUGCUGCUCCGCCGCGGCGGCGCCUGGGACUGGUUCAUCAACCUCUCCGCCUCCGACUACCCGCUCAUGACACAGGACGAUAUCCUGCACGUGUUCUCAACGCUGCCGAGGAACGUCAACUUCGUUGAGCACACCGGUUACUUAGGAUGGAAGGAGGGGCAGAGGGCCAAGCCUCUGAUCGUCGACCCGGGGCUGUACAGGUCCACCAAGCAGGACAUCUGGUGGGUCACCCAGAAGCGGGAGCUCCCCACCGCCUUCAAGCUCUUCACAGGGUCUGCGUGGGUGGGGCUGACGCGCGACUUCGUGGAGUACUGCGUGUGGGGGUGGGACAACCUGCCGCGGACGCUGCUCAUGUACUACGCCAACUUCGUGUCCUCGCCGGAGGGCUACUUCCAGACCGUGCUCUGCAACGCGCCCCGCUUCGUGCCCACCGUCGCCAACCACGACCUCCACCACAUCCAGUGGGACGUCCCGCCGCGCCAGCACCCGCACUCGCUGGCGCUCGCUGACCUGCCCCACAUGGUGCGCAGCGACGCGCCUUUCGCGCGCAAGUUCCCGCGCGACGACCCCGUGCUCGACGCCAUCGACGCCGACCUCCUCGGGCGGCCUCCCAGCAAUGGCACCACCGGCAUGUCGUUCGUGCCCGGUGGGUGGUGCGGCGCCGACGCGGCCUGCCGGGACGUCGACAACGACUGGGUGCUCAGGCCCGGGCCCGGCGCCGCGCGGCUGCAGAGGCUCAUGGACAGCAUCGUCAGGUCCGAGGCCUUCGCCAACAGGCAGUGCAAGUAGACUACCGGUCCUGAUUUCCCGCCACGUCUGUACACUACAAAUCAUCAGCAGAGCACAUGCAGAGAUGAUCAUAGCUUACCUCCGAUAUAAAUAUACACAUAAACAAUACUCCAUCUUGCUAGUCAACUUCAAAAGGAGGAAAAUACAUGCAUGUUUGUGUGAUCCAUGAGAAUGUGAUGUGAGUUCUCUUCUUGACCUGCUACUUGAUUCCCUUUUUCCCGUCUUCAACUCAACUCUGAAAUGUAGCACUGGCAAAACAGCGCUAAUCACUGCAA
Messenger RNA from Phragmites australis (common reed), 2346 nucleotides. Its product is annotated as beta-glucuronosyltransferase GlcAT14B-like. Gene Ontology annotation, cellular component: membrane. NCBI's taxonomy places the organism in Eukaryota, Viridiplantae, Streptophyta, Magnoliopsida, Poales, Poaceae. Bases 653 to 2071 code for a protein of 472 amino acids. The record is from RefSeq and is a predicted model, not a curated record. The transcript has 4 exons. Gene Ontology annotation, molecular function: glucuronosyltransferase activity.